Heterobasidion irregulare TC 32-1 is the source of this 1077-nucleotide messenger RNA. RefSeq lists its product as uncharacterized. Gene Ontology annotation, cellular component: endoplasmic reticulum; Golgi apparatus. Gene Ontology annotation, biological process: protein targeting to membrane; peptidyl-L-cysteine S-palmitoylation. Lineage: Eukaryota; Fungi; Basidiomycota; Agaricomycetes; Russulales; Bondarzewiaceae. The coding region runs from base 1 to 1077 and encodes 358 amino acids. Gene Ontology annotation, molecular function: protein-cysteine S-palmitoyltransferase activity. The transcript has 7 exons. The record is from RefSeq and is a predicted model, not a curated record.
AUGUCGGAGCUCCAGCAACCCGCGUUUUCACCUGUCCUGGGAAGCUCUGAGGACGAGGAGGAUGAAACAAUCAAGAAACGCUGGUAUCAUUUCCUGCCGCUCUGCUGCGCGGUCCUACUACUUCUAGCACCACACCCAUCGCUCCUAUAUGUCCUCGUCAACUAUCAUCUCCUUACGCUGCACUCUCCUCUACUCUUCUCUCUUCAUCUAUGCGUCACGUACGCGCUCACCUUUCUCGCGUUCUGUUCUCUGAUCGUCUGCGUCGCACGGGAUCCUGGGCCGGUGCCUAGCAUCGAACAGGAGAACGAACAGGACAGCGGAAUGAGCUUGACGGAUGCGCUCAUGGCUCCUCCGGACUACGACUACACAGCCCCAGGCAAGUGGUGCCGCGUUUGUUGGGCCCCAAAGCACGAGCGUACGCACCAUUGUUCACAGUGUGGACGAUGUGUUUUGAAAAUGGAUCAUCACUGCCCUUGGAUCGGGGGCAAAUGUAUCGGUCAUAGGACUUAUCCCUCGUUUCUCCACUUUUUGUUUUCGAUAACGCUCCUGUCAGUGUAUAUUGCCGCUAUAUCCAUACAAGGGCUCAGCUUUGCCUUUCGCAAUCCACUAGCCAUUGACCCCGUGACGCCUGUCAACGAGCUUUUCCUCGCGUUUGCUGGCGUUGUUUUCACGAUGGUGAUAGGCUCGUUCUUCUGUUAUCACAUCUACCUUGUCUUGACAAACCAGACCACGAUCGAGAAUAUCUCGCCGUUCAUCCUGUUACGUCAUCUACCACCACUGCCGCCUUCUGAUGAUACAAACAGGAAGCUUUCUAACCCACCGAUCGAGCACGAAUUAUCUUAUGCUCAGCGCCGCCUCGUGAAGGACACGCGGGGCGUGAUACGGCUAUACGAUCUAGGAUGGCGCAACAACUUGGAGCAGACCUUCGGGCCUGCUCGGGCGAGCUGGCGAUGCUGGGCCGCACGAAUGCUAUGGGGAGGUCAAUGUGGUGGAGACGGAAUAAAGUUUCCUGUUAAUCCUCGCGCUGAAGACAUGCUAGCGCGUCUCGCAGUAGAGUUGGUCAGGUCCGAUCAAUAA